Fomitiporia mediterranea MF3/22 is the source of this 405-nucleotide messenger RNA. RefSeq lists its product as uncharacterized. The record is from RefSeq and is a predicted model, not a curated record. The transcript is spliced from 2 exons. NCBI's taxonomy places the organism in Eukaryota, Fungi, Basidiomycota, Agaricomycetes, Hymenochaetales, Hymenochaetaceae. The coding region runs from base 1 to 405 and encodes 134 amino acids.
AUGCCUUUCCCCAAUAUCAACACUCAUACUACAUUCGUUGGUGGUUCUCGGAUUUCCGUUCCUCCUGUUCUAGGCACACUCAUUGACGACGGAUCGGACGCCAGCGCUCUUGAACUUGCCUCUGUACUUGGCUAUGGUGGCUAUGGCAUAAUCUAUUGCACUUUCACUAAACGUCUCAUUUGCGUGAAAUUGUUCAUGGACAAUACCAGCACUGAAAUGCACUUUCACGACAUGACGCACCAUGGCCCCUCCUCUGCACCAAACCGAAUUAGCUUGCGACGACAUGGACGCUCAUACGGAAUCUCCUGUGUCCUCGUCAUUUUCUGCUUUCUGUCUGGCGAGUCCAAUUUAAUCGCCGUCGUCUUCGGGGCGGAUCGUUAUACAAUAUCGAAUAAAAGGUGGUAG